Purpureocillium takamizusanense is the source of this 1251-nucleotide messenger RNA. RefSeq lists its product as uncharacterized. Gene Ontology annotation, biological process: deadenylation-independent decapping of nuclear-transcribed mRNA; positive regulation of catalytic activity; deadenylation-dependent decapping of nuclear-transcribed mRNA. The record is from RefSeq and is a predicted model, not a curated record. Gene Ontology annotation, molecular function: enzyme activator activity; mRNA binding. The transcript has a single exon. Bases 279 to 935 code for a protein of 218 amino acids. Gene Ontology annotation, cellular component: P-body. NCBI's taxonomy places the organism in Eukaryota, Fungi, Ascomycota, Sordariomycetes, Hypocreales, Ophiocordycipitaceae.
CACCCACUCACUCACUCACCGUGAGGUGAUCAGGUCUCAUCUGGUCAGGUCAGGUCAGGGCGCAUCGCAUCACAGCUGACUUUCCCACAGCAGCACCGGUCCAACCGCAACCCGAUAUUUCGAGACGUAAAGAACCGUCGCAUCGCCAUCCGCAAUUUACGGGCGGCAACAAUCGCUCUUUCGUCGGGACCCUGAAUUCCAUAGUAGCUCGAGUCACCACACCAGCCGCCACUGAACAGACGACAGACCGCCGCCCGUGGCUGGGCAACUACGCAACAAUGAGCCGAGCGACACCGCGCAAGGCGCGUCACGCUCGCCAUCCCUCCAACCUCAUCCCCGCCGUCUCCGACUACGAGUCCGACGCCGCCGCCAUGCAGGCCUCGUACGCGCCGCCGCCGCCGCGGACCAACACGGAGCUCAACUUGUCCGUCCUGCAGCGCUACCUGCCCUCCAUCCAAGGCAUCCUCAGCAUCGCCGCCAACGCCGUCAUCUACACCUUCGACAGCAGCUCCGAGAGCUGGGACAAGUCGGGCAUCGAGGGAACCCUCUUCGUCUGCGCGCAGAACCCUGCGCCCGAAGACGCCAGUCACCGGCCGCGCGCCUGCGUCUUCGUCCUCAACCGCCGCGGGCUCGAUAACCUCGUCGUGGACCUCGCCAGGGUCAGUCACGUCGAGAUCGCGGGCGAACUGGUCAUUCUUCGGGUCGUGGGCGACUGGGAGGAGGGCGACAAGGUGCUCGGUAUCUGGAUACAUAACGACAAGGACGAGACGCGAGAGAUCAACGGCGCCAUGAUCCAAGAAAGCUGGAGGGCUGUGCAAGCAGUCGGUGCGUCCGAACAGGGUCAAGAGGUGGGCCCGGCCAUGCAAGCCAUAGGGAGGCGGCUGUCGCUCAGCGAUCUGUUUGGAAAGCAAAAUGGUGCAGCCGCAGGACACUGAGGUGCCGACGACAUGAUUCACGAUCAACGAACCCUCGUUACCUAGCACAGGCCAAAACCGACACGAACUCGCGCGACCUAGCCCGCCUUAACAGGACAUCACCACCCGCCUCACUUCAUGUGUGAUUUCGAAGAUGUCAAUGGAACCAAGAAGGUCGCCUGCGGCUCCAUAGAAGCAGGAGAAUGUAAUCCUAGCCAUGUCCUAGGUGUCCAUAGGCUUCGCAACUGUCUACAGAGAAACCGAAUAUGGCGAUGGCUGCAAACGCCGCUCCACAAUCCCAUCCUCGACGCCCUCAUCGCACGUUCAUGGCCCGUAC